CGCGCGGGACACGUCGCGGGGUGCGGUUGCUUCGUCGUGGUGUUCGUCACGCGGUGGUACGUGCGUGCGUGCGUGCGGGCGUGCGUGCGUGCGUGCGAAGGGGGCAGGAGACGACGACGACGACCCUAUCUGUGCCUUUCGCACGGGGGUGGUGUGGACGAUGUGCGCGUGCCGAUAACGAUAAGGCCGCUGCAGGGAUGUGCCUAGCGGGGGGCACUCGAGCCCUCCUGCUCCUGGCGCUCGUGCUGUGCCAGCGUGCCGGCCACGUCGAUGGCAAGAAUGACAACUACCAGAUGAGCGACGUCUGCAAGAAGUACUUCCUGCGGGAUCUCUACAGGAAGAUAGACGGCGCCGUUCUUACCUCGCAAAAUGAGAGGGACCUCGAUUGCGCCAUUACUUUCCAGACUCACAGCAUCCUCCAGCGGUUUAUGCUCCGAUUCGAUCAGCUGCAGUUAGACUGCAACGACCAUCUCUACAUCUACGAUGGCGCGCACGCGGUCGGUAGUUACAAGGCGGACCUAUCCUGCAGAAACACGAAGCAGACCGUGGGCGCGAUUUACACGCGCACAAACUUCGUGACGUUGAAAUACGUCACCGACGCCUGGGGCACCAACUCGAAUGGCUUCCGCCUCGUCAUCACGGCCGUCAAGGAUCCGAAGCACACCUGCAAAGAUUUUCGAUGCACUCAGAAUGAAUUCUGCAUCGAGACGGAUUUACUUUGUGACGGUGUGAAUCACUGUGGCGAUGGAUCUGAUGAGGCCACUUCCACCCUCUGUGCCAAUUCCGAGGCAUCGACGAUCCUAGGCAUGCAGACUACUUGGUUCGCCAUCGCCCUUGUUUUUCUGAUACUCAGCCUGGGCGGCCUGGUAACGGCGGCGGUUCUCUGCUUUUGCAGGCAGCGUGUUCCUACCCCGAGGCACCCCCAUAACGCGCACAAUGCUCAGUCUCAUCCCCCAGUCAGCUUCCCAUGGAUUCCAAGCUCGUCGAGGCUCGUCCAGUACGUGCCGUUCGUCUGCCGCCGAGUUUCGCCCGCGACGAUCGACCAGUCGUUGCACCGACCAGUUCCCGCUAGACGGUCGCCUGGAAUCACUCGCAGACGAAUCUUCGUGCGAUAUCACGGCCAAGGUGGAGCUACCGGCGGACCUAAGAUGACGAUCGCCAACCAGGCUGGUAGUCCACCAACCUGGAGGAUUUUCACGAUUCUUCUAUUAGUCUGCGAGUUCGCCGCGGCCGCGAACACACAGACGUUCGUCGUGAGCAAUACCGUUGACAAUCAGAUCGGUAGAGACUUCUUCGUGGGGCCGUGCCUGGUGAACACCAAUCAGACCUGUCCCGACGAAGAAGUGACGUUCUUUCUCUAUACCAAACAUAAUCCAGGAGAGGGGCAGCAAUUACUUGUCAACGGCACCAGCUCGAAUCUCGCCGAUACCAACUUCGUGGCAGCGUUUCCCACGAAGAUCAUCGUGCACGGUUACAAUUCGGACAUGCAACUAGGUCACUUGGUGGAUAUUAGGAACGAGUAUCUGAAGAGGGGCAGCUACAAUCUCAUAGCGAUUGACUGGCAUCGUUUGGCGACAGCACCGUGCUACCCCGUGGCCGUCCACAAUGUGCCUCACGUGGGCGACUGUCUGGCACAGCUGGUCGACCGUCUGAGGGACUACGGCGCCAAGGACAUCCACGUGAUCGGCUUCAGUCUGGGCGCCCAUGUACCGGCUUUCGCAGCCAACGCGCUGCAACCGUACAAGCUUGCGAGGAUCACCGGUCUUGACCCGGCUAUGCCGCUCUUCGUCACCGUCGGCAAGAACGAGAAGCUCGACGCCAGCGACGCCGAAUUCGUCGACGUGUUGCACACAAAUGCCUUCAUUCAGGGCAAGAUCGAGCCGAGCGGUCAUAUCGACUUUUACAUGAACGGCGGAGUCAAUCAGCCUGGUUGCUGGCAGCAAGGGAAUCCUUUCGGGUGCAACCACCACAGAGCGGCGGAGUACUUCGCCGAGUCGAUCAACACGAAAGUCGGUUUCUGGGGCUGGCCCUGUUCUGGUUUCGUAGCGUAUCUUCUGGGUCUCUGCCCGCCCAGAUUUCCCGCGGUGCUGAUGGGCGAGGACGUCGAUAGGAAAUAUCGGGGUUUUCAUCUGGUGAAGACGAGGGCGCAUAGCCCGUACGCGGAUGGAAUGUUCACGGUGGAGGAUUUUUACCAGCAGAAUCUCUAUCAGUGAUCGCGACAAUAUCUUGCACCAACAUUUUCUUUUGAAUACGGAGAAAAUGCUACGACAGACUCCGUAUAAAUUGAUGAAACGUGAGGCAAGGGAUAUAUUAUUGCAAAAACGUAAAAGAUUUUUCGCGUUAACACCACCUCACGUGUCGGCGAGAUUGAGACAUCUCGAUAGUGCCAAGUAUUUUGUCGUAAAAAUACUACGCGUAUAAGUCACUCAACCGCGGAGAACUCCGAUUAGAAUACAUUCAAAGACAAGUAUCAGUAGAGGAACCCGGGGCAUAACGGGAACGCUAAGGUUAAAAUUAAUUUUAAACAAAAUGAAAAUACAUAAAUGAA
Vollenhovia emeryi is the source of this 2548-nucleotide messenger RNA. RefSeq lists its product as uncharacterized. The transcript is spliced from 6 exons. Gene Ontology annotation, molecular function: protein binding; lipase activity. The record is from RefSeq and is a predicted model, not a curated record. Gene Ontology annotation, biological process: lipid metabolic process. NCBI's taxonomy places the organism in Eukaryota, Metazoa, Arthropoda, Insecta, Hymenoptera, Formicidae. Bases 198 to 2213 code for a protein of 671 amino acids.